UAGCUGUCUGGCCUUUCAUAAUCAGCAACUUCUAGUGCUUGACUUUGUUCUUUACAAACUUUCUUGUUCCUCCAUCUGAAAGGCUUCCCCAUGGCCGUUUCCCCUUCAUGGAUUUGAAAUCUAGUACUAGCCUGGCCCUGGAGAAGAUGAGCCACACACCCACAGUACAAGAGGUCGACGACGAUGAAGUCUUUCCCGAGAUGCGGAUGAGCACCAAUACAGCCCAGGACACAGAAUCGCCGUUGUUACAGCUUCCGACCGAGCUUUUACAUUUCGUUCUAUCGUAUCUUUCGGCACAAGACCUCGCUCGUCUGUCGGCCACCUGUCGCUGCUUGGCCGAGCACACGGCUAACGAUCUGCUGUGGGCCAACGUGGUCAACUCCUACUUACCAGAGAAAAUUCACGAUUCGGGACCAUUUGGCUCCUUUCGCAGUCUCUAUAUUGCGUACCAUCCUUGCUGGUUCAUCCCCCAGAAAAAGAUCUGGUUUUCAGAUACUGAGCACACGGGCAAUCUAAUCCUGGCCCGUUACGAUCACCGUCGAGGCGUUAUCGAAGCGUAUCGGGUUAUUGCAGAACGGCGUUCACCCUCGCACAAGUUCCAGAUUUGGGAAUGGAAUCCAGAGGUUAUUAUUCAAACCUUUCACCCGAAACCUAGCCUUUGGCUAGACAGUCCUAUAUUACUCCUGAGAAAUCAUGAUGGUGAACGGCAUUAUCUGCGCGGAGAGAUCCGCAUGCCCUUGCCGUUGGAAUCACAGCAGGUCUUUAAUUCCUUAUCGUUUUGCCCCAAGGGACCUCCUCCAGACCCCGACCCAUAUAAGCAAUGGCCGCCGCCCAUUGUACCUAGUCGAAAUCGCGUAUAUCGGAGCCCCGAAACGCAUGGUUCGGAAUGGGAGCGUAAUCCUGGACUUCUGGAAAUAAUGUCAGAAGAUGCGUUUCGGAUUAGAAGAUGGGCGCAUUUUCGUCUGGGUAUGCCGAUGUUUGCUGCCGGCCGAAGCGAGACCUUAUCGACCUACGCGACACUUGAUCCGCACCUAUAUACGUCUACCAGGCAAAAGCCCUAUCAGGGUAUAUGGAUUGGAGAUUACUCCGCCCACGGAUGUGAAUUCCUGCUUUUCUUGCAACGUGAUAGCGAAGAUGGGCUUAACGGUACGCCUGACGAGGGCGAGUCUGAGUUCCUUCAUGAUGGCAUUAUCCAGAAAGGUAGCCUCGAGGCUAUCAAACUAACUGGAGACCCCAAUGUCCCUCGAGGCGAGCUCUCAUUCAUUUCGGAUGACAUCGGACCUAAGGGUUUUGUCCGUGUCGCAGAUGAAUCGCUUUUCCGAGGGGCGAGGAUUGUGCGUAGUCGAGGACAUGUAGCGGGUCUCGGGUUUAGAGACGAUACUUUCAUCGCCUCACAACUUAUUCUCAUAUCACCUGAUUGUAUAGCUCACUAUUGGGAGACUAUGGGGCAUAUCUCGUAUUUCCGCCGCCUCGACAUAGACGAACUUAUUCGGAUAUGAGCGGAUGUGUGAUUAUUCUUACGACGUAACGAUUCGUGCCUACUGCUUGCUCCCCUCCUUGAGAGUUAAUGAUUCAAAUAUAUGUAUGGCGGCUGUGUACACACUGUCUAGAUGACAAAACCAUGGUUGGCGCGUCGAACACCCCUCGAUGAACACGUAUUAGGCCAAUCCUGAUGUCU
Messenger RNA from Aspergillus pseudotamarii, 1678 nucleotides. Its product is annotated as F-box protein. Lineage: Eukaryota; Fungi; Ascomycota; Eurotiomycetes; Eurotiales; Aspergillaceae. The record is from RefSeq and is a predicted model, not a curated record. Bases 108 to 1499 code for a protein of 463 amino acids. Gene Ontology annotation, molecular function: protein binding. The transcript is spliced from 2 exons.